Messenger RNA from Colletotrichum orchidophilum, 1251 nucleotides. Its product is annotated as TLC domain-containing protein. Gene Ontology annotation, cellular component: membrane. Bases 1 to 1251 code for a protein of 416 amino acids. Lineage: Eukaryota; Fungi; Ascomycota; Sordariomycetes; Glomerellales; Glomerellaceae. The record is from RefSeq and is a predicted model, not a curated record. The transcript has a single exon. Gene Ontology annotation, biological process: ceramide biosynthetic process. Gene Ontology annotation, molecular function: sphingosine N-acyltransferase activity.
AUGGGCGCCAACUAUAUGGAGCUACAGCCAGGCGCGCAAGUCCCCCCUCAAAUGCUGGCCAGCCGUCACACAAAGGGCUACUCGAAGCGCAAGAAGACAAAAGCCUUUGCUCUCCUGCGCCGUCGGACGUGGACGCUCCCCUUGUUCCUCACGAUUGCGAUCCUCUCCCUCUACGCCGUCAACCCGACCGACUCCAACCCGACGCGCCACUUCAUAUUCCCGUCCUACCAGCUCGACAAUGGCGGCGCCGAGACGACACAAUACGGCAAGGGGCCCUGGGAUAUCGCCUUUGUCGCCUUCUACACAGUCUUUUUGACCUUCACCCGCGAGGUCUGCAUGCAAGAGAUGCUCGCGCCGCUCGCUCGCGCAUGGGGCAUCAAGUCACGCGCCAAGCGCGCGCGCUUCGCCGAGAACAUGUACACGGCACUCUACGUGACUGCCAUUGGGCCCUGGGGCCUGCACGUCAUGAGCCGCACCCCCGUGUGGUACUUUGACACCCACGGCAUGUACGCGGGCUUCCCGCACCGCACGCACGACGCCAGCUUCAAGUGCUACUAUCUCCUGCAGGCGGCGUUCUGGGCGCAGCAGGUGGUCGUCAUGGUCCUCGGGUUGGAGCAGCGGCGCAAGGACUUCCACGAGCUUGUUGCGCACCACGUCGUCACAGUUGCGCUUGUCGCGCUGAGUUACCGUUUCCACUUUGCGUAUAUGGGUAUCGCCGUGUACAUCACGCACGACAUUAGCGAUUUCUUUCUCGCUGUGUCAAAGUCGCUGAAUUAUCUCGACAAUAAGCUUCAGGGGGUGUCCUUUGGGGUGUGUAUCGCCGUGUGGAUUUACCUCCGGCACUACACCAACUUGCGAAUUCUCUACUCGGCGCUGCCUGGCUCUGAAUUUAGUACCAUUGGGCCAUAUGAGCUCAAUUGGGAAACGGAGCAGUAUAAGUGCCCCUUGUCGAACUUCAUCACCUUUGGGCUGUUGGCUGCGCUGCAAGCGCUCAAUCUGUUUUGGCUGUAUUGCUUGCUGCGCAGCGCCUACAAGUUUGUCUUCUUGGGAGUUGCAAAGGAUGACAGAUCGGAAGAUGAAGAGGCUUCGACGCAUCGGCCGUCUCUUCAACAAAAGAAUGCCGCACUUGUAGACAUAUCAGCCAAGGAGCUCGAGGGAUCCAAAAAGGGUCACCCAUCUCGUGUUACUGGAACUGAAACUGUGUCCAUGCAAGCGGCCGUACAGGAAAGGAAACCCAGAAAGGCCUUGUGA